AAACCAGCCAUGUCGACAAUUUUCUCCAACUUCUGUGGCUCCAAUACCACGUAUCUCAAUUUCUCCUUUCGUAUAAAUAUCCAUAGCCGUUAGUCCCUGUUAAGAGAUACAUUACAACUUCUCUUGUCAUUACUGGAUAACAAAAACAAGAAAAAAAGCCCAAAAUGGAAAACAAACAACACAUGCCACUUCUGACCCCUUACAAAAUGGGAAACUUUCAGUUAUCUCAUAGGGUUGUCUUGGCACCAUUAACAAGGCAGAGAUCAUAUGGAAAUGUUCCUCAGCCACAUGCUAUCCUUUAUUACUCACAAAGAACCACAAAAGGGGGUCUUCUAAUAGCAGAGGCCACAGGAGUUUCUGACACUGCCCAAGGGUACCCAGAUACACCUGGUAUAUGGACAAAGGAGCAAGUUGAGGCCUGGAAACCAAUUGUAAAUGCAGUCCAUGCCAAAGGAGGAAUUUUUUUUUGUCAAAUUUGGCAUGUUGGGAGAGUUUCCAACACAGGUUUUCAGCCCAAUGGACAGGAUCCUAUCUCCAGCACAGACAAGCCAUUAACACCUCAAAUUCGUUCCAAUGGCCUAGAUGUUGCACAAUUUACACCACCACGGCGGCUGACAACAGAUGAAAUUCAGAUUGUUAACGACUUUCGGCUGGCUGCUAGAAAUGCCAUUGAAGCAGGAUUUGAUGGGGUUGAGAUCCAUGGAGCUCAUGGCUAUCUAAUCGACCAGUUUAUGAAAGACCAAGUCAAUGAUCGAACCGACCAAUAUGGAGGGUCUUUAGAGAACCGUUGUAGAUUUGCACUAGAAGUAGUUGAAGCGAUUGUAAAUGAGAUAGGAGUUGACAGAGUUGGAAUAAGGCUUUCCCCAUUUGCUAAUUAUAGUGAAUCAGGAGACUCAAAUCCAAGUGCUUUGGGCCUUUACAUGGCUGAAUCCUUAAAUAAGUAUGGCAUUGCUUACUGCCACAUGGUUGAGCCUAGGAUGAAAACAGUUGGGGAAAAAGUUGAAUGUGCUGAAAGCCUUGUACCCAUGCGGAAGGCAUUUAAAGGUACUUUUAUGGUAGCUGGUGGUUAUGAUAAAGGAGAUGGAAACAAAGCUAUCGUUGAAGACCGAGCUGAUCUUGUCGCAUAUGGGCGUAUAUUCUUAGCCAAUCCAGAUUUACCAAGGCGAUUUGAGCUAGAUGCUCCUCUCAACAAGUAUAACAGGGAGACAUUCUAUAUAUCUGAUCCUGUUGUUGGCUAUACUGACUAUCCAUUUCUAGAAACCACGGCGUGAUGCCAAGGAAGGAUUGGAUACCCUUUUUUGGGUACGGGUGGGGGGUUUGUCAAAUACUUCAUAUGUUUCACAAAAGAAGUGAUCGAUUAAUAAAGACCACUAGCAUUUUCUUCAGUUGUUUAGUAGUUUCAUUUACAUUUUACAGUUGUAAUCUUCCGGUUUUUGUGAUCAAUAUACUAAAUAAUUCCUUA
Messenger RNA from Lycium barbarum (goji berry), 1462 nucleotides. Its product is annotated as 12-oxophytodienoate reductase 1-like. The coding region runs from base 165 to 1271 and encodes 368 amino acids. Gene Ontology annotation, molecular function: oxidoreductase activity; FMN binding. The record is from RefSeq and is a predicted model, not a curated record. NCBI's taxonomy places the organism in Eukaryota, Viridiplantae, Streptophyta, Magnoliopsida, Solanales, Solanaceae. The transcript has 5 exons.